Molecule: messenger RNA, 488 nt
Organism: Aspergillus caelatus
Lineage: Eukaryota; Fungi; Ascomycota; Eurotiomycetes; Eurotiales; Aspergillaceae
Exons: 2
Coding region: 196-477 (93 amino acids)
Molecular function (GO): DNA binding; protein dimerization activity
Source: RefSeq, a predicted model, not a curated record
AGAGAGAAUUAUUGGCCAUGCUUUGCAGAAUUAAAAUCCGUGGCCUGAAACCAGAACUGUGGCCUUUGGCGCUUAUUUAAAAUAAGUGGCAACACACCCGUGUCCAACAGGAACCAAAAGUCCCGUCCGCGUUGAUUAAAAAUUUUAUUGAUUACGCUGAGGGUCCGCAGACAACUCUUGAUCUCGAUUCAUAUCAUGACAGCCAAAAGGACUAUCCGGCACCGGCGACCGGAUAGUGCCAAGUCAAGGUGCCAACAACGGAAUCGACGGAAGAUUCAGCUAUUCCUAAAGGCAUAUGAGUAUUGCCAGGAGUGCGACGCGGAUAUUUCCUUAACAAUUCGAUUAAGACAUAGCGGCGAGAUUGUCUUUUUUAAUUCUGACGGGUCCUGGUCUCCGUCAAAAGAGCAGCUGGCGACGUACUAUCCAAGGCCCAAACAGGUCACUUGGCAGGAAAUUGCGGCUCGAUAUAAGUCCUAAUCAUUUAACAC